Messenger RNA from Trypanosoma brucei brucei TREU927, 342 nucleotides. RefSeq lists its product as hypothetical. Bases 1 to 342 code for a protein of 113 amino acids. NCBI's taxonomy places the organism in Eukaryota, Euglenozoa, Kinetoplastea, Trypanosomatida, Trypanosomatidae. The record is from RefSeq and is a predicted model, not a curated record. The transcript has a single exon.
AUGAUUGUGUUUAAAACUCAGUAUAUUCCAUCGUUCUUUUUCCCUUUCCUCACUUCCUCAUUUAUCUCUUUCGCUCCCCAUUCUUUUAAUAAAACUCCUUGUUUUCUCUUUCCAGUUUUUCUCUCUUUCUCACCCUCACAUCAAUUCACUUACUUUUAUUGUACCUUUGCCAUUUUUGAGGAGGUUCACUUCUUCUGUUCAUUUAUUCUUCACCACCACUUUUAUUAUAAUAUUCGUAUUUACACACUUAAAACACUCUCUAUCUUUAUCAUUAUUACUCUCACCAUUAUAACCCUAACUAACGUUCAUAAAAUAAGAAAAAUAAAGCAAAUUACACUAUAA